AUGGAAGGAGGAGCUGCUGCUGCCGUUGAAGUUCUAGUUCAAAACCUCAUCGACCUUUCCAAGAAAGAGAUCUCUCAAAUCCGAGGUCUUGACAAAGAUGCAGCAAAGCUAGCUGGGAGUCUCGACACAAUCAAAAGUUACUUGAAGGAUGCCGAGACGCGUAACAUCACCAACGAUGCUGUCAAGAGCUGGCUGAAGAGGCUUGAAGACGUGGCGUUCGACGCUGACAAUGUUUUGGAUGAAAUUAACUAUCAUAAUCUCUCCAAACAAAUCAAGUCCGCCGAACCCAAGAAGGAAAAGGUACCAUCAUGCUUCUCAUGCUGCAAGAAUCUUUCACGUUCUCGAAAUAUGGCACUGAAAAUCACAAAAAUCAAGGAGAAUUUGGAAUCCAUUAACAAAGAAGCCACCGAGCUUGGCCUCGUAAGGAGGCUUGACAAUGAGCCUGCUUUGGUUAUUACUACAGUGGAAACUGAUUCAUACACUCAUGAUCCAAUUUUUAUUGGAAGAGAUGAUGUUGAGUCGGAAAUAGUUGAGAUGCUUACCAAUAGCAUCACAACUGAUGAACGCGCAGUUUCCAUCAUUUCCAUUGUAGGGUUGGGGGGAUUAGGGAAGACCACAUUGACAAGGAAAGUCUUCAAUCAUCUGAAGGAUGAGACUCAGUUUGGAUCACAUAUUUGGGUGCAUGUUUCCCCAAAUUUUGAUGCAUUAACUCUUUUCAAGAAAAUUCUCAAUAACUUGACUUCUUGUCAAGCUGAAAAUGAGAGCAGGGAAGAUAUUCUUGCAAAGCUUAAAGAAGCUUUGAAAGAUAAAACUUAUCUUCUUGUUCUUGAUGAUGUCUGGAAUGAAGAUCAUUCCUGUUAA
Salvia miltiorrhiza (redroot sage) is the source of this 861-nucleotide messenger RNA. Its product is annotated as putative disease resistance protein RGA4. Gene Ontology annotation, molecular function: ADP binding. The transcript has a single exon. The coding region runs from base 1 to 861 and encodes 286 amino acids. NCBI's taxonomy places the organism in Eukaryota, Viridiplantae, Streptophyta, Magnoliopsida, Lamiales, Lamiaceae. Gene Ontology annotation, biological process: defense response to fungus. The record is from RefSeq and is a predicted model, not a curated record.